Molecule: messenger RNA, 372 nt
Organism: Parnassius mnemosyne (clouded apollo)
Lineage: Eukaryota; Metazoa; Arthropoda; Insecta; Lepidoptera; Papilionidae
Source: the annotation of a GenBank genome assembly
AUGACAAGUACAGUAGUUCAAUACAUAUUACUUCGAAGUGAUUUAUUGAAGGAUCUGGGAUGGUCCAUUGGGGCUUUAGUAGCACAGGCGUGCCAUGCGUCGUCAGCUGUAUUACAUAUAUUUAAAGACGACGAAUAUACUGUACAAUAUAUGAAUGACUUAGACAACAUGCAUAAAGUUGUAUUAGAAAUACCAAAUGAAGAGUCCUUAAGAAAAAUAGCAGAAAAAUUAAAGGAAAAUUCUAUAGACUAUAAAUUGUGGAUUGAACAACCAGAAAACAUACCCACUUGUUUAGCGCUUAAGCCAUAUCCUAAAGAGGAAGUAAAAAAGUUUGUUAGCAAGUUUAAACUAUUUAAGACUACUUUAGCAUAG